AAGUAAAGUGAAGAAAAAACGUGCCUACUUUUAGGAGCAACAUAAUUUCCAACAUUGCAAAAAAAAGUUCGUUGUGCUCUCGUUUUAUGUUUCUGAUUCAUUUUGUUGUUUCAAGAAAGUGAGAUAAAAAGCGAACAAAAAACACACAUUUAUUCGUACACUUUUAAUUAAAAAUUCAACGGGCAAAAAUAAAAGAGUAUUCCGUUGCUGGCAAACCACCACCAACCAGAACUAGCAUCACCAACACCAAACCGCCUAUAAAAACCGGACCAGCUCCUGCUCCCGCUCCCUCCCCGUUGACAUCAUUUAUCACAUUGGAUUUUCAAAAUGACCACAGAUUUGUUAUUUCCCAAAAUUGCUGAUUGUUCAUAUGUCUCCUGCUAUUGCGAAGAGAACGUUUGGAAGCUUUGCGAACAAGUGAAGAAAACACGUAUCGAUGAACUCUCGAAAUGCUAUGCCGUGUUUGUAUCAAAUGAGGGUCGCACUGUACCGCUGUGGCGCCAGAAAGCAGGACGUGGCGAUGACCAAGUUGUGAUAUGGGACUAUCAUGUCUUCUUCAUGCACAAUCCAAGUCCGAAUAGGUGUUUGGUAUUCGAUUUAGAUACAACGCUACCAUUUCCCACAUAUUUUCACAAAUAUGUGACAGAGACAUUUCGUUCCGAUUUAGCUUUAAGACCAGAACACCACAGAUUCUUUCGUGUCAUACCUGCUGAAACAUAUCUUGCGGAAUUCUCCUCGGAUCGUAGGCAUAUGAGAAGGCCAGACGGUAGCUGGAUAAAGCCACCACCCUCUUAUCCGCCCAUACAAUCUUGCAGCAAUGCCCAUACCCUUGGCGAUUUCAUAUGCAUGAGCCCCGGCAAAGGUCCCGGCACGGUCUACAGCCUAUCUGAGUUUGUGCAGAACUUUUAUAAAUCACCCAAUGCUGUGGCCCAGCAAAACAACAAAUAAUAUCAUCCAUCAUCGGCUAUGUUUAAUGGGUAAUUAAUUAAUUAAUUCAUUAUUUUUGAGUUAAAUGCAAACAAAAACAAACAAACAACAACAAAAACAAAGGCAAAGAGGAAAAAAAAAUACAAAUUACUAAUUAAUUAAGUUAUUUUUUAAUACUACUUAAUAAAGAACAUUUAAAAUUACUUUUAAUUUUCCAAAUAAACAAAAUAAGCAACCAGACAAGUUAAAAGAAAAUUGACAACAUUAAGAUGAUGAAUAAAAAUUAAUAAGACUACAGCACUUUAUAUAUAAAUUAAAAAGAAAACAUUAUAUACAGUGAAAAUAAAAAAAAAAACAAAAAUUUUCUUAAGCAAAGAUUUUUAAGCUCGUGACAAAAAUUAAAAAAAAAACAACAAACUUUUUGAACAAUUUUUUAUUAUUAUAUUUUAUAAUAUGGCUUAAUUUUUGUAAUAACUUCCUCUCAAUAAAAAAGAAACCCUAACACAACAACACCAACACAA
Messenger RNA from Musca domestica (house fly), 1448 nucleotides. RefSeq names its product protein N-terminal glutamine amidohydrolase (gene tun). The transcript has 5 exons. The record is from RefSeq and is a predicted model, not a curated record. Gene Ontology annotation, cellular component: cytosol; nucleus. Bases 328 to 948 code for a protein of 206 amino acids. Lineage: Eukaryota; Metazoa; Arthropoda; Insecta; Diptera; Muscidae. Gene Ontology annotation, molecular function: protein-N-terminal asparagine amidohydrolase activity; protein-N-terminal glutamine amidohydrolase activity.